UCCCCCAAAUCCGUCAUGGAUUAUCUCUCUAAACCCGGGUUCCUCAGCGUCAUCGCUGGAGUCGCGUGCGGAGUGUGCCUGGGAUGGGGCAUUCGGGGGAGGCUCCUGAGGCGGCCCAAAGCCGGAACGGCCGCGCCGGCGAACAACCUGGGGAGCGAAGCUAACGUCAUGGGAGAGUCCGGGGAGUUCAAGAUGGUGCUGGUUGUCCGCAACGAUUUGAAGAUGGGCAAGGGUAAAGUAGCAGCGCAGUGUUCCCACGCUGCUGUUUCUGCCUACAAGCAAGUUCAGAGGAGAAAUCCUGAACUGCUGAAGCAGUGGGAGUACUGCGGACAACCUAAAGUGGUCCUCAGAGCUCCCGAUGAAGAGACGCUGAUCCAGCUCCUGGCUGAUGCUAAACACCUCGGUCUGACUGUGAGCUUAAUACGGGACGCGGGUCGUACUCAGAUAGCUCCGGGCUCCCAGACGGUCCUGGGUAUCGGACCGGGACCAGCUGAUGUAGUAGAUAAAGUUUCUGGUCACCUAAAACUCUUCUGAACUGGGGACCAAAGAAAUCUGAUCAGUACUGAAGGGAUAAAGUCCAAGUUUUUGGAUUUUUCUGUAUGUUCUCUCAGUAUGAAUAAAAUAACCAGGUUUAGUAAGAGAUUUAAAUUUGCA
Molecule: messenger RNA, 654 nt
Organism: Pygoscelis adeliae (Adelie penguin)
Lineage: Eukaryota; Metazoa; Chordata; Aves; Sphenisciformes; Spheniscidae
Gene: PTRH2
Product: peptidyl-tRNA hydrolase 2
Exons: 1
Coding region: 16-534 (172 amino acids)
Biological process (GO): positive regulation of anoikis; negative regulation of anoikis
Cellular component (GO): cytosol; mitochondrion
Molecular function (GO): peptidyl-tRNA hydrolase activity
Source: RefSeq, a predicted model, not a curated record